UGAUCAAAAAUACAGUAAAAACUUAAAAUAAUAUUAACUUUUAAGCAAAAUCUUUUUUAUUUGAAUAUAUUUUAAAAUGUAGUUUAUCCUGUGAUAGCAAGGAUUGCUUCAGUUUUGAAUCGUUUAGAAAUCACACGAAUAUGCUCAUUUGGUGCUCAAAAACAUUUCUUAUUAUCAAUGUCAAAAAAAGGUUGAGCUGCUUAAUAUUAUUGUGUAAACUGUGAUAAACUUUUUGAAUACAAAUCUUUUGUAUCAUAACUGUCUUUACUGUAACGUUCGAUCAAUUUAAUGUGUCCUUCCUGAAUAAAAGGAUUAACUUCAUAACAAUAUUUCCUGACUGAUCACAAACUUAAAUGUAGUGCAUGUGUCAGAAAGAAAAUGUUCCUUUUUAAAUAAAAAAAAAUCAAUAUAUUUUUGAUCAUUUAUUUUAAUAAUUGGAUAUUUUGUGAUUUCAGUUCUAGCCUGAGAUGACCUCUCACACUGACCCUGUAUCAUGGGGCCAUCCUUAUUGUUGAGCCCUGAUGUUUACAGAGGUGUGGAAAGGAGGAAGUGCACUGAUGGAGGAGUGGAAAUUCAGAAGAAUUCCUUUGUGAGAUCUAAUGGGAUGCAACAUAAUGUUACAGUUGCUUUUUUAAUUGGUCGUGUUCUUUGGGGAAUUGCACCUGUUAUUUGGUUUGUUCAGAAUGAAAUCAUUCACCCGUGUUUUGACUCCUCAGUGGUGGCAAACCUUUGGACUCGCUUAACUAGUGUCUUAAUCACUCUCCUCAGAUCAGGAUUAGAGCCUCAUAAUACAGCGUUACUGACUUGCUUUUGGAGCUGCUUUGUCUGCUUCUCGGAUAUACAGUGGGCAUGUGAGACCAUUGAUACAAACUCACUGUAAUAUUUACUGUAUAUACCUGCUGUAUCUGAUGAUGGAAAACCUCACGCCAGAACAAUGGCGCGAGAUCGUGAACAAGAAGUUUCGCUUCCCUCCGGAGCUCCUGGGGGCCAUCCGAGAGGGCAACGUGAACAUGGUCUAUUCUCUGCUGAGGACGGGUGACGGGAUCAUCCGCCAGCUGGACGACUCUGAGGACAGGCUAUGGAGAGAAGCGCUGAACCUGUCCAUCCGACUGGGCAACGAGGACACCAUGGACACCCUUCUCCAAGGAGUCAAGUUUGACUUCCGGAAGAUCCACGAAGCUCUUCUUGUGGCUGUGGACACCAACCAGCCUCGUGUGGUCAAGCGCCUCCUGGACCAGCUUGAUCUGGAGAAGGGAAACAAGAUGGAUGUGCGCUCAUUCUCAAUGGCCAUUUUUGACCACUCCAUUGACGAUUCUCAGUUUGCCCCUGGAGUGACACCUUUGACACUGGCCUGUCAGAAGGAUCUGUAUGACAUUGUGACGAUGCUCAAUCAGAAAGGUCACGAAAUUCCUUGGCCGCAUAAAAUCUCAUGCAUAUGUCUGGAGUGCACAAAUGGACGCCAAUAUGAUUUGCUCAAGUUCUCGCUGUCUCGUAUCAACACCUACCGAGGUAUCGCCAGCCGUGCCUACCUGUCCAUCACCGCAGAUGAUGCCAUGCUCAGUGCCUUUCGACUCAGCCGGGAUCUCCGCAAGCUGUCAAAAAAGGAACCUGAAUUCAAGCCUCAGUAUCUCGCCCUGGAGCAGCUGUGCCAGGAGUUUGCCGUGGAGCUGCUUGGAAUGUGCCGGAACCAAAGUGAGGUCACCACCAUCCUAAACAGUCUUGUGGAUCAGGAUGGAGACAGCGAGGACGAGUUUGACCAGCAGGCGUUCGAGGAGGGCAUUCCAAACCUAGCUCGCCUAAGGCUUGCCGUCAACUAUAAUCAAAAACAAUUUGUAGCCCACCCGAUCUGCCAGCAGGUGCUUUCCUCCAUCUGGUGUGGGAAACUAUCAGGCUGGAGGGGCAGCAGAACAGCCUGGAAGCUCUUGGUGUCGUUUGGGAUCUUCCUGACCAUGCCCGUCCUUUGCCUCAUCUACUGGAUCGCACCAAAGUCAAAGUUGGGGAAGAUUCUGAAGAUCCCAGUGAUUAAAUUCCUUCUCCAUUCGGCAUCAUAUAUGUGGUUCCUGAUCACGCUUCUGGGGGAAUCUAUUGCCAUGGAGGUGUACCGGGACAGCUUUGCCUCUCGUGAGCAGACCAUCCUGCACAACUCCUUCCACAUGAUCUGGGUGGUUGGUUUUUUCUGGUUCGAGUGUAAGGAAAUUUGGAUCGAGGGCUUGAGGAGUUAUUUCCUAGACUGGUGGAACUGUCUGGAUGUGAUGGUUCUCAGCAUGUACCUGGCGUCAUUCGCCCUGAGAGUGGUCAUCAUGCUCAAGGUCCAUUUCCUCUGCCAGACACCUGACAAACAGGAUGAGUGUGUCUACUUCACCGAGACUUUGCGUGAUGAGUGGCAUCAGGAGGAUCCCCAGUUCAUCGCUGAGGUGCUGUUUGCAGUGACCAGCAUGCUGAGUUUCACUCGCCUGGCCUACAUCCUUCCAGCAGACGAGUCUCUUGGCACCCUGCAGAUCUCCAUUGGAAAGAUGAUUGACGACAUGAUGAGAUUUAUGUUCAUUUUGGUGAUCAUUGGAACUGCCUUCCUGUGUGGCAUCAACAAUAUCUAUGUCCCAUAUAUGAUUACGCCAAAUCUUGGAAGGUUAAAUGAAACCUUCAGCUUCCUCUUCUGGACCAUGUUUGGGAUGGCCGACCAGACCUAUGUGGACAUGCCGGAGUUUGUUUUGGCAGAGUUUGUUGGCAGAAUCCUUUAUGGCAUCUACACGCUGAUCAUUGUCAUUGUACUUCUAAACAUGCUCAUCGCUAUGAUCACCAACUCUUUUCAGAAGAUUGAGGAUGAUGCUGAUGUAGAGUGGAAAUUUGCCCGUUCAAAGCUCUACCUGAGUUAUUUCAGAGAAGGACUGACUAUGCCUGUCCCUUUCAACAUCAUCCCCUCUCCAAAGGCCCUUUUCUAUCUUUUAAGAGGAAUUUUCAGACGGAUCUGCUGUUGCUGCUUCAACUGUAACUCUGCUCCAGACUACCCUCCACUUACAUCUAUGGAUGACGUGGGUCCAGCGGAGAACCGUAUUCCCUAUAGACAGCAGGUCAUCCGCGCGCUGGUUCAGCGCUACAUCGAAUCUGCCAGGAGAGAGUUUGAAGAGACGAAGCGCAAAGACGUUGGGAACCGGAUCACAGAGCUGAGCAAAGUGAUUGGCCAGCUACAUGCUGAAAUGAAACAGAUUCAAACGAACGUGUUUGACUACUCGGACAACACCAAGGGAGAUCCGUCAGGAGGAUCUUCUUUCCUGGGGAAGUACAUCCUUGGAGCCAAAAACAACUUCAGGGGCUUCAACAGCAACGAGAGAAAGACUGUUCCAUUACAUGAGCCUUUACACCAUGAACAACCAGCACUGGGGACUGCAGAAGAGAAGGAGGAAGAGACUGCAGACAUGCAGGAGUCACCGGCCGCUGAUACGGAGUCAGACAGGAAAUCAAAUGAAGAGCAAAACGGCGAGGGAGAAACAGAUAAUGCUGUGGAACACAUGAAUGAGACAGAUGGGGGAGGAGAUGAGGGGGACAUGGAGACGGGGAAUAAUGAUGUCACUGAUAUUAGCAUGGAGGCUGGUGCUGAAAAGAAUACAGAGAAUACAAGUGAGACAGUCAUAGAUAUAGAGGCCAAUACAGAUGCUGAAAGUGAAGCUAGAGCAAAAAGAGAAGAUGAGAUGAUGGUGGAGGAGGAAACCAGUGAUAAUGAGGAGGAAUUAAAUGAAGAGGCCACAGGAGGAAAAGAUCUAGAUGAAGCAGAGACGGAGAAAAACAUAGAGGUUGAGGAAAGUAAUGAAAUGACAGAAGAUGUAGUUGAAGUCAUCAAUGAAAAUGCAGGAGAGGGCAUCAAGAUAAACCUGAGUCAGACGAGCCUAGUGAGUUUCUUAGCAAAGAGGAUAGAGGAAAAGCUAGAGAGGAAUUUUACUUUCAUUGGAAACCAAGUAUCAUCACCAACUGGCAGCGAUGACUCCCAAGACACCGGUUUUGGUUCUCAAGUAUUUGACCUCUCAACUAGCAGUCCUUAAUGAUAGGAAUAAUUCUUCCAAGAUUAGUUUGAAAUGACUACUUUAUGAGAACCAUGAACCUAGCUGAUAACUUUUUUGUGUGUUUUAAGAUAUUAAAAUGCUUUUCUACAGUGGCCUCAGAAAGUAUUUAGACACUUUUGCCACACUAAAAAUGUCUGAAAUUUCAUCACAACUGAAAAUAAAAUAUCAAAGGUGUAGUUUAUCACUUUUACU
Messenger RNA from Carassius auratus (goldfish), 4247 nucleotides. It is a transcript of the gene trpc2b, whose product is annotated as transient receptor potential cation channel subfamily C member 2b. The transcript has 13 exons. Bases 909 to 4034 code for a protein of 1041 amino acids. Gene Ontology annotation, cellular component: plasma membrane; cation channel complex. Gene Ontology annotation, biological process: calcium ion transmembrane transport; single fertilization; regulation of cytosolic calcium ion concentration. Lineage: Eukaryota; Metazoa; Chordata; Actinopteri; Cypriniformes; Cyprinidae. The record is from RefSeq and is a predicted model, not a curated record. Gene Ontology annotation, molecular function: store-operated calcium channel activity; inositol 1,4,5 trisphosphate binding.